Molecule: messenger RNA, 2753 nt
Organism: Nerophis lumbriciformis (worm pipefish)
Lineage: Eukaryota; Metazoa; Chordata; Actinopteri; Syngnathiformes; Syngnathidae
Gene: gjb10
Product: gap junction protein beta 10
Biological process (GO): cell-cell signaling
Cellular component (GO): connexin complex
Molecular function (GO): gap junction channel activity
Source: RefSeq, a predicted model, not a curated record
CUCCCCACUCCUCACUCAUCCGUCCUCUACUCAACUCCGCUCUGAUUCUCCUCGCUGACUUUCUUCGGAGUGCUGCUCCGCCGCAAAUACAACUACAGCCCUCAGCGUGAAAGUUCUUCGAUAUGAACUGGGCUUUCCUCCAGGGCCUCCUCAGCGGGGUCAACAAGUACUCCACCGCCUUCGGGCAAGUGUGGCUCUCCCUUGUGUUCGUCUUCAGGGUGCUCGUAUUCGUGGUGGCGGCCGAGAAAGUGUGGGGCGACGAGCAGAAGGACUUCAAAUGCAACACGCUCCAACCGGGCUGCCACAACGUGUGCUACGACCACUUCUUCCCCGUGUCGCACGUCAGGCUGUGGGCCCUGCAGCUCAUCUUCGUCACCUGCCCGUCCUUCCUGGUGGUGAUGCACGUGGCCUACCGGGAUGACCGGGAGCGCAAAAACCGCGACAAGAACGGCGAGAACUACCGCCCCCUUUACAAGGACACCGGCAAGAAGCGCGGCGGCCUGUGGUGGACGUACGUCUUCACCUUGGUCUUUAAAGUGCUUGUGGACACCACCUUUGUCUACCUGGUCUACCACAUCUACGAGGGCUACGACUUCCCGCUGCUCAUCAAGUGCGAGCAGAAGCCGUGUCCCAACAAGGUGGACUGCUUCAUCUCCAGGCCCACCGAGAAGAAGAUCUUCACCAUCUUCAUGGUGGUGACCAGCAUAGUGUGUAUCGUCCUCUCCAUCAUGGAGAUCGUUUAUCUGGUGGGCAAGCGCUGCAGCGAGAUGUUAGUGCACAGAAGUGGCCCUCGUCACAUAGUGGCCACCGGCGGAGACCCCUUGAUGGGGGCCAGCGGUACCAAGAUGUCCGACAAGAGCACGCCACAAACGCCUGCCCCUGCGUACAGCGUGGCUGUGUGUUGAGAUGACUAACCCCGCCCACAACCACCCUUCACCGCCACUUUGUGGUUUUAAGUCAAGACUUGAAGAGGCAGAAGUGAUGAAUUCCUGCCUUUAUAAUCCGACAAGGGGCAUCCAUCUUUGCCUUACCAGACAAAGAAAAGGGCAAGUUAGUGCGAUGCAGUGUUGACAUCAUUACAUGAGUCACACCAUGCUUUGGAGACUACACACACACACACACGCACACACAUACGCACACUGUUUCUGUGUAAGAUUUUCCUCUCUGAUUGUUGCCAAACCUCUAAAUGUUUUCUUUCAAGCUGUACGAGUCAACUCGUAGAAACAUUCCAGCAGGACGUAACAGUACACUCAGAAUUGACCACUUCCCGACCUGAUAAAUGCAUGGUUGGACGAGUCUGGUGUGGAAGAACUUUACUGCAUAACAAUUAGCCGAGAGACAGCUUUAUCUCAAAACACACUUCAAGGGGAACUGCACUUUUUAAAAAAGAAAUUGCCUUAUCAUUCACAAUCAUUAUGAGAGACAAGAACAUGUCUUUUGUUGUUUGUUUGUUUUUAAGAUUCUAAAGACAAAAAAAAACGCUUUCAAGAUGUGGCUAACAGGAGUCUCCAAUGUAGCCUUCAAAGCCGUAUAUAUAUAUAUAUAUAUAUAUAUAUAUAUUUAUAUAUAUAUAUAUAUAUAAUGUAGUAACAGACACAUUCAUAACAAAAUGUAAUAAGUUCAAGUUAAAGUACAAAUGAUUGUCACACACAGACCAGGUGUGGUGAAAUUUGUCCUCUGCAUUUGACCCAUCCCCUUGUUCACUCCCUGGGAGGUGAGGGGAGCAGUGAGCAGCAGCGGUGGCUGCGCUCGGGAAUCAUUUUGGUGAUUUUACCCCCAAUUCCAACCCUUGAUGCUGAGUGCCAAGCAGGGUAGUAAUGGGUCCCAAUUGUAUAGUCUUUGGUAUGACUCGGCCGGGGUUUGAACUCACGACCCUGAUCUAUGUACAAUAUUUACCGUAUUGUGCUCUUUUUAAGCAAUACUCAAACGUAUUUCCUCAGUGCAUUUAUUUCAGUGCCCAUAACAACGGACUUCCGGCAACUAGCGCAUGUGUGCUCUGAUCAUGGCAGACUUCGUAAUAGACAACUAUUUUUCGGACAAAUGAGGAUUUACAAUCUUAUCUUUUUGAGGCUGAAUAUACGGAGGAUGAACUACUGGUUAUAGAAGCUGAGCGAGCACAAAGAGAGGGUGAAAGGUUGCAGCAGACGGAAGCCGAGAGAGUUAGGACCAGCAUGAGUUGGUGGUGUAAAUGCCACAUAGAACGAGAUGAUUAUUACAAAUUAGAAUGCAGAAAAAAUAGUGUGUUCUUGUCUCUUAUAAGGAUUGUGAACGACAGGCAAAAUUCACGCCCAAAAAAUUGCAUUUCCCCUUUAAGUUGAGGUACCACUGUGUAUUAUUUGGAAUAGGUAUUAUGUAAUGAUUCAUGCUCCCGUCUUUAGGUACAGAUUGCUGUGGGGAUCCCCUCAAUUACGUUAAUAAAGGGACGGGAGAAUCUCACUCUGAAUGUUCGAAACUGCUGUUUCCAUGCCAGUGUUGAAAUUGCGUGGGUAAGACACAGCAUGGAAAUAAAACAUCUUGUCACUGACAUCGCUUGCGCUCGAGAAUGACUGAGCAGCGCCUCUGCUGGUUGCAGCCAGGCAGUGCACCUUGAUCGCUUCCAGAUGUGUCCCAAUACUUGUGUUCAUAGUGUGUGUAUGCAUGUUUACUGACAUUGUUUUACAUUUUAUACGUAAUUUAUCACCACUUUGGUAUGAAAAUGCAAAUUUUAUGCUGUUUUUAGGCUGUAUAUAUUUUCAUUAAAUACUUGUUUUCCA